Messenger RNA from Thecamonas trahens ATCC 50062, 889 nucleotides. RefSeq lists its product as uncharacterized. The transcript has a single exon. Bases 33 to 689 code for a protein of 218 amino acids. NCBI's taxonomy places the organism in Eukaryota, Apusomonadida, Apusomonadidae. The record is from RefSeq and is a predicted model, not a curated record.
CACGAGACAGCCGCAGACGGUCAUAAGCGACUAUGGUUCUCGGUAAGCACACAGGUGGCACUUUUGUGUCUACGCUGGGGCUGGCGUUCGGGCUGUGGGUGAUGGUGGUGGUGGUGAUGUCUGUGGCGGUGACGGGCACGACGGUGGUGGCGCAUGUGCGGUGGCCGACAGAGCCGUACGAGAUGGAGUUUGCGUGGUCGAUGGCGUAUCCGUGGGGUGAGGCUGCGGCGGGACCGAUGUUGUGGCGGUCGAAUGGAACGGCAGUGGCGUACAACAUAACAGUGCUCGGCUUUCAGCAGCUGCAGAUCGGUGGAACGGUAUGGAACUGGUAUCCGGCGAGCGGCGAGUGCAACUCGUGGCAUGUGGAGUACGACCUCACCACGCACUGGUUCGACAACGCAACCGCGAUCGCCGCAGCAUCGCCGGUGGAAGAAACUUCGUUCUGGGUGGGAAGUCUUGCGACACCUGCGUCGGGCGUCGGCGCAGACUCUGUCCCGUACACCGCAGUGGCAGAGGUGGCGACUGGUAUUCCGAUCGAGUACGUGGCGGUCGGCAUUUUGCCUGUCCGCGCACCUAGUGACGGGUCGGCGGCGGCAUCGCCCGGCUCGGAGGUCCUGCGGCGGGUCUCGCUCAGGUAUGGUCCACAGGACGCGGCCUAUUUUGAGCUGCCCGACUACUGCACGGGGUGAGGUUUAGUUGGGGCCGGAUGAGUUGCGGAGGCUGGUGCGGAUCUGGUCAACGCGGGCGGCGGCGUCGUCGCGGGCGGCCUCGAGCGAGGCCAGCUCGGUUCCGACCUCGGUGGCAGCCGAGUAGCACUUGGCAAGGGUCUUCUUGGCCGGCUUGAGAGCGCGGCGGACGACCGAGGAGUAAACGUCGGGCAGCGACGAGA